This is a messenger RNA of Phaedon cochleariae (mustard beetle), 1056 nucleotides long. The record is from the annotation of a GenBank genome assembly. NCBI's taxonomy places the organism in Eukaryota, Metazoa, Arthropoda, Insecta, Coleoptera, Chrysomelidae.
UGAUGAUAAUAGGUCAGCGAUUGAAAUGAUGAAAUGAACGUGUUAUGGUUUUGCGUAUGCUAAUUUCAAGUUUUGGCAAAUAAAUUCUUUGCAUCACAUUUUGCAGUACGCCUGUAAAAAUCGCUGAAAGCGACCGGGUUACAGACUAGUGUAUUAUUUGUUAUCUUUAUAAUUUCUCCAAAUGGCUGCUGCUUUAUCAUAUGAAGACCUGCGGAAGCAGGCAAGACAACUGGAAAAUGAAAUUGACCUGAAACUGGUUGCCUUCAGUAAACUUGGAGCUGGUAUCAAAAGUCCAGUUAGCAGCAAUGCAGAUACAGUGCCCUUGUUAUCAGGAGAAGAUACUUUUGAAACUAUGUCUUUGGAAAUCGAGGAUUUGUUGAGUAGACUGACUCAAGUUAAUGAGAGAUUAUCUGAACAGCCAGUAUCAGGGGCAGCAAUGCUUCAUACCCUUCAGAGACACAGAGAAAUUUUGGCUGACUUGGCUAGAGAAUAUCGAAAAACCAAUUCUCUCAGAGAGAUCCAAAGACAAAGAGAAGAUUUACUUGGUAAUUCUGAGUCUUUCAGAACAGAUGGAGUGAAUAAUAGACGUGAUAUUUACUUGAAAGAGAAUCAACAUAUUCACAAUUCGGAUCGCUUGGUUAAUGAACAAAUAUCAAUUGCAAUGGAAACCAGGGAACAUCUCACCAGCCAACGGCAAUCUUUAAAAAGAUUACAGACUAGGUUCAAUGAUAUUUCCAAUAGGUACCCAUUGAUAAAUAGUUUGAUCCAGAGGAUUAACCUCAGAAAACGCCGUGACUCUAUCAUAUUAGGUUUAGUGAUUUCUCUUUGUACAAUCCUAUUGUUGAUUUAUACUUUCAGUUGAAAUAGUGUAGUUGUCAUCAUAAUGAAAUGAUUUGAAUUUUAUGCAUGUGAUAUAUUAUGUCUUAAAUUUUUUUCCUCAACAAAAAUAAUCAACUAAAAACCAAAUUAUCAUAAGAGAAUUUAUGUUUGUACAUUAAAUUAUAAUUAUUACCAAUAUAAUAUUUUGAGAAACUCUCAGGGUUUUGCCUUGUGCCG